Molecule: messenger RNA, 1610 nt
Organism: Hippoglossus stenolepis (Pacific halibut)
Lineage: Eukaryota; Metazoa; Chordata; Actinopteri; Pleuronectiformes; Pleuronectidae
Gene: htatip2
Product: HIV-1 Tat interactive protein 2
Exons: 7
Coding region: 248-1090 (280 amino acids)
Biological process (GO): import into nucleus
Cellular component (GO): cytoplasm
Source: RefSeq, a predicted model, not a curated record
UUCCCGGAAGUGAGGACGAGGAAGUGUCUCUUCCUCCUUUUUCUGACAGUUUCAGGGUUCACCUCCGAACAAGCAUCACACAUCAAACACACAAAAAUGAACCGACAAACUACUUUGUGACACUGUUGUGUUUGUGUCGCCUCGCGUGACCAAUAGCGCCGAUUUCCGUUUCCUCCGCCCCGGGCAGAGAGUCAGGAAGGCACGUGGAGCAACCAGGAAGUGAUCCAGCUGUUUCCCACUCUGAGCGAUGCGUGUCGGGGAACAUCUGGUCUCCAGCCUGGGAAAAGCCGCCGGCCUCUUGUCCGUCUCUGUGCUCGUCCUCGCGGUGGUUCUCGGGUAUUUCUUCCAAGACCCGGAUCCGGUUCAGUUCUUCAGUAUGGCCGAGGACAUGAAGACCCUGGAGGAGAACUUCCGGCAGCAGAACAGAAGCUGUUUCGUCCUCGGUGCGUCCGGGGAAACGGGCGGUUUGCUGCUUCGAGAGCUGCUGGAGCGAAACGUCUUCUCCAAGAUCACGCUCAUCGGCCGGAGGCAGCUCACCUUCGAGGGCAAAGCCUACGAGAACCUGGUACAAGAGGUGGUGGACUUUGAGAAGCUUGAUGACUAUGCCGCUGCCUUCCAGGGCCAUGAUGUGGGCUACUGCUGUCUGGGAACCACCCGGGCCAAAGCAGGGGCUGACGGAUUCAUCCGUGUUGAUCACGACUAUGUUCUAAAAUCAGCCGAGCUCGCCAAGGCAGGCGGCUGCUCCCAGUUCCACCUGGAGUCGUCCAGAGGGGCAGAUAAAAACAGCAACUUCCUCUACCUCAAAGUCAAGGGCCAAGUGGAAGCAGAUAUUGAGGCGCUGGGUUUUGAGAGAUGUGCCAUUUACAGACCAGGGGUUUUGUUGGUCGACAGGCAGGAGAGUCGGCCGAGCGAGUGGCUGGCCAGGAAGUUCUUCAGUGCCGUCUCUGCCGUGCUCUCUACGCCCAUGUCCAUCCCGAUCCAAGAGGUGGCAAAAGCGAUGGUGUCGAACACUCUGCGUCAACCCGAGCAGAAGACGGAGAUCCUGGAGAACAAAGCCAUCGGCGAACUGGGAAAGAGUGCGGAAAAAUAGGAGAGGAGCAGGGAAACCACACAGAUCAUUGCAGCAGAUGUACGGGGACGACAACUGCUCAGAAAACACCAUCAGGAUUUUCUUUAGUUAUAUUGGAUUUUAAAUUGAUUCAUCUGUGAGUUCUGCCGCUCUCAGAAAAACCAAAAGAUGUUCCUGCGAAUGUACUCGGGUGUUUAUCUAUUUAUCUGCUUCUUUAUGGAGGAAACAACCUGUGAAGGUAGUAAAUUAUUUCAUCGUGACAAACUGUAUAUGGGUUUCUUUUAUCUUUAUUAAUACUGUAAUGUUUUCAUCAGGGAACUGUCGUCAGGCUUUUUGAUGUCCUCCACUCGCGCUGUGGGACGACAGCUUGAAUCACUGCCUUAACAUAAUCAUCAGUAAAAUUACACUAACAUAAGGGAAAUGUUUUCAUAAAAGCUUCAGUAUAUCAAUAUAAACAGUAUGUGAUGUCUUAGAUAUUAUAUGCACCGUAUAUAAACAAUAUCUUUGCAAUACUUCAUUAAAGAUAAUAUUACCACACAAA